AUGCGUAUCGGGAGAAAUUUGGCGCAAGGACUUGUGGGAUGCUGUUUAGCUCUGGAAGUUAACGCGCAAGACAGCUCAAGUGGCAUGUCGUCUGUGUCGAUGUCUGGGUCAAUGCCGAUGUCGUCGUCUACAUCCAUGUCAAUGUCUAUGUCUUCAUCUGCAUCCAUGUCAAUGCCCAUGUCGUCUUCAUCUGCAUCCAUGUCAAUGCCCAUGUCGUCUUCGUCUGCAUCCAAGUCAAUGUCUAUGUCUUCAUCUGCAUCCAUGUCAAUGUCCAUGUCGUCUGCCAGUGCCAUGGACAUGUCCGGUGACAUGCAGAUGAAUACGUAUUUGACUCCGCAGUUCAAAGGCUAUCCAGUGCUAUUCAACCACCUUAAUGCCAAUACCAAAGCGCAAGCGUUUGGCAUUUUUGUGCUGGUAAUUGCCGCCGCAUUUGCCUACAAAUUUUUGUUAUUCACGAGCUGGUGUCUGGAGGUAAAAUGGUUCAAACAAUGGAAUCCCACGGCAAUAAAGAGCGGUAGUGGGCUCUCUGCCGUCGCCGCGCCAGAGGACCCGGACAACUCAUCAUUGGCCAGCACUCAAAAUUACAUCCAAGACUUGGAAUUCCAAACACAAUACCUUCCAAAAGUUCCUAACCUGCUGGUUCAUGUAGUUUCACCGUCAGUCAAAGAGCUUUGUCAUGAUGUAGUACGCCUACUCAUAACCUUUUGUUCUACAAUGCUGAUCUAUAUGCUCAUGCUAGUGACCAUGACUUUCGUGUUGACUUAUGUGUUUGCAGUGGUUUUGGGGAUUUCUUUGGCCGAAAUCUUUUUUAACAGAUGGAAGAUCUGUUUGCUCGCCAGAUGGGAACUUCAACGAGAAUUGGAAAAAAAGCGCAACUGCAAUGGUGGCGACAUCUGUCCUUGCGACGGAAGCGAUCCUGCAAAAAAUGCAAGUGGCGUCACGGCAGGUGACGAGUCAAGUGGCUCUUCCAGCAUUUUGGAGAAGCCAGAGAACAAUAUCAACAGCUGCGAGAUCGCUAAUACUCCAUCAUGCUGCUGUGCUCCGGAAGAAGCAUCGUCGGCGAAUGUCGAUACUGCUGAAGCUUGUUGUUGUGAUGGCACGGAAGCUAAAAAUGAAGCCAUCAAAGAACGUCAGGCACGUGAACUUUCAAGCAGUAAUGAACAAAGUGGUACGAUGGAUGUAACCUUAAUUCCAGCAGACAAGUUCUCCUAA
Messenger RNA from Lachancea dasiensis, 1212 nucleotides. Lineage: Eukaryota; Fungi; Ascomycota; Saccharomycetes; Saccharomycetales; Saccharomycetaceae. The record is from the annotation of a GenBank genome assembly.